This is a messenger RNA of Saprolegnia parasitica CBS 223.65, 1345 nucleotides long. RefSeq lists its product as hypothetical. Bases 13 to 1206 code for a protein of 397 amino acids. NCBI's taxonomy places the organism in Eukaryota, Oomycota, Saprolegniomycetes, Saprolegniales, Saprolegniaceae. The transcript has a single exon. The record is from RefSeq and is a predicted model, not a curated record.
ACGACAACAAGCAUGGCUCCCAAGCGCAAGGCCACUUCGGUUGCGACGACACCCAACAAGAAGUCGGCGCGUAGCAACUGCGGCGCGAUCAGUCCCGUCGCCGCCAAUGCGCUCGCAGCGCUCGGCAUCGCGCAGUCGACGCUGCUACGCGCUGCAUCCCUCGCCCUUGUGAACGUGAGCACCAACAUGGACAAGUACUACGAGCUCCAAUUGCUUGCUGCUGGCACCGAUCACUACUUGUUUGUGCACUGGGGCCGCACGGGCACGGCGGGCCAAUCUCAGCUUCUCGGGCCGCAGUCUCUCGACGCGGCGACCGCGGACUUUGACGCCAAGUUUCUCAGCAAAACGGGCAAUGCGUACGCUCCAUCACAGCCGUUCGUGCGCGUCGCGGGCCGCUACGACUUGCUCGCGGUGCAGGAGGCGUCGGCCACGGGCGUCUGGGAGUACUACGUCAGCGACGGCGUCGACGGCAAAGCCACCGCCUGGUAUCCGUAUGUCGACGACGCGAUCGAGCGCAUGGAGCUCCUCUGGCAAACCUUCCAAGCCAACGAAGGCUACACACAGCGCAUUGUCCAGUCCGGCUACUGGUCGUACCUGAUUGACUUGGUGCAAAUGACCCAAACCAACAUCCAAACCAACAAGAAGCGCACGAUUCGCCGGUCCGCGCCCAUCCUUCCGAUGGCGCCCACGAAGAUGGACAAGAAGAUGCCAACGACCAAGUCGUUGCACUCGUUCUCCGUCGUGUCGAUCGACGGCAUGGACCUCGACGUGAACCUCGCGCUCAUCGACAUUGAGGCGGGGCGCGACGACUUUAUCGACCUGACGCUUGUCGAAGCCAGCGGCAGCACGUACCUCUGGACCAUCACAGGCAGCUGCGGCGAGCGCACGGGCGAGACGUUUGACGGUCCGUUUGACCGCAAAGAGGGCGAAGCCCGGUGGAAGGCGGCGUACUUGGAAGCCACGGGCCACGUCUUUGGCAGCGGCCCCUUUGUCCGCGUCGACGGCAAGUACGACGUGCUGACGAUGCCGGAUGACUGGGUCGUCACGGAGGGCAACCUCAAGACUUACGUUUUGGUUCCCCUCGGUACCUUGCUCCAGCGCGACGUGGCGGCCGACCUCUGGGCAUGGUACCACCACAACCCAACCUACUCGAAGCGGCUCAUGACAUUUGACCAUGUCGUCUACUGCAUCGACUUUGAAAAAUGACGGCGGCGUCGGUCAUCAACCCCGCGGUCGCGUGGAACGUUCUCAAGAUGACGGCGCUCAAGUGAUAAGGACACUUGAUGUCUAUAUUUCAACCACCAUUUUUUAACUAAAUUGCAUCUUUCUCCCCAUCAUGUUUGCC